Cannabis sativa is the source of this 2545-nucleotide messenger RNA. Its product is annotated as probable methyltransferase PMT9. Gene Ontology annotation, cellular component: trans-Golgi network; endosome; cytoplasm. The record is from RefSeq and is a predicted model, not a curated record. Gene Ontology annotation, molecular function: methyltransferase activity. Bases 184 to 2028 code for a protein of 614 amino acids. The transcript is spliced from 7 exons. Lineage: Eukaryota; Viridiplantae; Streptophyta; Magnoliopsida; Rosales; Cannabaceae.
CUCUUUCUCUUCCUCCCGCGUAAGGACAAGAGAAUAUAGCCGUGACUGUCCGUGCAAAUGCUAAUACUACUUCAAGUUCAACCAUGGCUCAGCUUCGAUUAGGGUUUUAGGGUUUUAUGCUCCGUAUUCAAAUAUAUUCGGGUCGGGUCUUACAGUAUCCGAUUCAGGGAGCGGUAGCGAGAGAUGAAGCGCAGGAGCGAGCUCAAUCCCUCGGCUAAGCAAGUGAAGUAUUUCUUGAUUGCUUUGAUUGCGUGCUUGGGAUUGGUGUGUUUAUACUACGGUUCGUCUUUUGCUCCGGGAUCUCGGAGGUCCGACGAAGAAUCCUCCGCUUCCGAUGGAACUGACCCGGUUUAUGGGGGAUUCGCUCGGAAUCGGGAUUUCGAUGAGUUGCAUGAAGAUCAAGAGCAUAAUCCUGAAAUUCCCAAAAGUAUACCGAUAUGUGAUAUGAAGUUUUCGGAAUUGAUACCUUGUUUAGACAGAAACCUUAUAUACCAGUUGAAAUUGAAGCCCAAUUUGGCUUUAAUGGAGCACUAUGAACGGCAUUGUCCGCCUCCGGAACGUCGUUAUAAUUGCUUAAUACCACCCCCACUGGGUUAUAAGAUACCUAUAAGGUGGCCAGCAAGUAGAGAUGAAGUGUGGAAGGCAAACAUCCCCCACACACAUCUUGCACAGGAGAAGUCAGAUCAGAAUUGGAUGGUUGUCAAUGGAGACAAGAUUAAUUUUCCGGGUGGGGGGACUCAUUUCCACAAUGGAGCUGAUAAAUACAUUGUUUCUCUAGCUAGAAUGCUAAAAUUUCCUGAUGAUAAACUCAACAAUGCCGGAAAUAUCAGAAAUGUUUUUGAUGUGGGUUGUGGAGUUGCAAGUUUUGGGGCCUAUUUACUUUCUCACAACAUCAUAGCUAUGUCCCUAGCGCCUAAUGAUGUGCAUGAGAAUCAAAUUCAGUUUGCACUAGAGAGGGGGAUUCCUGCUACUCUAGGUAUCUUGGCUACAAAAAGGCUUCCGUAUCCAAGCAGGUCAUUUGAACUGGCUCAUUGUUCCCGAUGCCGUAUUGAUUGGCUGCAAAGAGGGGGAAUCCUUUUAUUAGAACUUGAUAGGUUACUAAGACCAGGAGGAUAUUUUGUGUAUUCUUCUCCUGAAGCAUACGCAAUGGAUCCUGAAAAUAGAAGGAUUUGGAAUGCAAUGUAUGAUCUUUUGAAGAAAAUGUGUUGGAGAGUUGUUACAAAGAAAGAGCAGAGUGUUAUAUGGGCUAAGCCACUUUCAAAUAGUUGUUAUUCGAAGAGAGAUCCUGGAACAUAUCCCCCAUUAUGUGGUACGGAUGAUGAUCCAGAUGUAACCUGGAAUGUGAGCAUGAAGCCUUGUAUUUCUCGAUACUCCUCAAAAAUGCACAAGGUAAAAGGGAGUGGAUUAGUUCCUUGGCCUCAAAGGCUUACUGCAGCACCUCCUCGCCUGGAAGAGUUAGGUGUCAGUCCUGAAGAAUUCUCAGAAGACACUAGCAUAUGGCAUUUUCGAGUCGUUGAGUACUGGAAGCAAAUGAAAUCAGUGAUGCAGAGGAACUCCAUCAGAAAUGUCAUGGAUAUGAACUCAAACCUUGGUGGGUUUGCUGCUGGCUUAAGUGAUAGAGAUGUCUGGGUGAUGAAUGUUGCCCCUGUCCAUUCGUCUACAAGGUUGAAGAUUAUAUAUGACCGAGGAUUAAUUGGAACUGUACAUGACUGGUGUGAAUCAUUUUCGACAUACCCACGUACAUACGAUCUUCUACACGCGUGGGCAGUAUUUUCAGAGAUUAGUGAGCGUGGAUGUAGUAUGGAGGAUUUAUUGAUAGAAAUGGAUCGGAUUCUACGACCAAAUGGGUUUGUAAUCAUAAGAGAUAAUCCUUCUAUUAUAAAUUAUAUCCGGAAAUUUGUCACUGCACUAAGGUGGGAUGGUUGGAUAUCCGAAGUAGAACCAAGGAUUGAUGCUCUGUCCUCGAGUGAAGAAAGAGUUUUGAUUGCUAGAAAAAAGUUGUGGGAUGAGGACCUGAUGCUAAUGUGAUAAGGUAAAACAUAUUCCCCAUCAAUAUGUGGUACAUCAAAAUUUCACCUUUUUUCCUAGAGAUUUUUUCUACUGUAGUUGAUGGUGUUUGCUGAUGUUACUUGUGUUCUAAGGUAUCUGGUGUGCCCCGGUAGGAGUCUUCGCUUAGGUUCGGCAUGUUAUGUUUUUAGCUGGUAGACGAGAAUAUACAACUUAUAGAGGCUCAGAGAUGGAAAUGCUUAUGGUAUGUGAGACUUAAUAGAGAUGCAGCUGUGUAUACAUCAAAACAAGAAGUGAAUUAUAGCUAUAAGCUAUUGCAUAACUUGUAGGGAUUCUUUUGUGGUUUUGUAUAUGUACUAGUUGCAUUAUUUUUUAACUAAUAUAAAUCACAAGUUAUUGGGAAAUGUAUGCAUAAAGUUAUGGUUAAUCUUGUAAUUUCUUGUCUUUUAAUGCUUAAUUUAUUGGGAAAUAUAUGCAUAAAGAAAUGGUUAGUAUUGUAAUUUUUUGUCUUGUAAUGCUUAAUUUAUAAUUUAUUCUA